CGAAGAAUGUCUCAUCUGCGAUCCAAGAACAGAUCGACGAGCGCCGACGAGAGCUCGAAACAAAUCUCGAAGCACGGGGAGUACCGCAGGAUUCAGUUCACGUUGUUGAAGGGACACCUUGAGCACCGUCUUCACGAGAAAUAUUGAUAUCAGCGAGUGACGGAGCAUAACUAUCCGCGCGCUCGUCUAGCAAUUAUUGUCCCCGAUUGUCGUCACAAGCUCGUCGAGGAAAGAAUGCCAUGCGGAAGGCCAAAGACGAUCGUAUCAAGAUCACGACUCAUCAUUUUCGCAUCAGCAUCGAGGAGGAGGAAGAGGAGAACGAGGAGAACGAGGGAAACAAAGAGACAAAGAACCUAACAGCCGUAGAGUCGGCGGGGACGAUCUCAGCUUCGACUGAGAGAAGAAUUUCUAUCACUAUAGAGGCCGAAUCUGAUAUACUGAUAACUCCUGGCCAAGAUUCGGAAGGAACGAAUCUCCCUGGUAAUCUUGAACCAGUGGAAAAUCAAACACGGGACUGCGGAGAUGCCGAGGGAAAUGGAGAACGUAAGACUUUGGAAGAGAACUCUGCAGGAAGCACAGAAGUCCAAAAGAAGCUCUGCAUCGAGUCAAGAGAGUCUUCCGAGCAAAGCCAGGACAAUGGACUACCGCAGAAAAAUGGAAAUAAUGGCGAAGCUUGGAGUUGUUAUGGAUGUCGAAAAGGCAGCGAGCCAGAAGUCAAGGAAAUUGGUGAAAUCGAAGCGUCAGGACUUCCAGACGACUCGGAGAGACACGAGGGAACGGAGAAGAAAACGAAAGGUGACCAACUCGAGGGCCAAGCGUGUACUUGCGAUGAAAAUCCGACGGUAAUUACUGGAAAUGCGGGCUUAACGACGUCGAUGACGAACGUGGAGCAGAAUUUGGCUGCAUUCCACGUGAACUUCGGAGUCCUCUGUUCCACGAAGUAUUCAGUCAGCGCUGUCGCGAACGAAAACAGAAAUUCGAUUAAGAAGUUAGACCGUGGGCCAAGCUCGGGUGUCGUUCCUUUGACUGAAGCUUCAAAUCGUGGAGCAGAUGGCAUGGACGUUAACGAUGAAAUCCCUAAAUCGUUAGACUCGACUGGUACAGACGAAUCCAAGAAGGAUUUACGAAGCACGCUUCAAAUGAACCUACUCGAUUUGCCUAGGAUACCUCAUUUAGAAGCCAGCAGCAAAGAAAUGCCCGGUGAUAGCCAGAAAUCAUGUGUGAGAAUUGAUGUCGAAACCCUGAAAGAGGUCGAAGAGGCAAUAGGAGAAGGAACGCUGCCUUUUAAUACCUUAGGAGAUGUCCAGAAUAAACCAACUCCUCGAUUAUCAGCUUCCCCAUUGCUCCUCAGGCGAUUCUUUAAAGCCUCGAAUAGUUUAUCCCAACAAUCUCCCAGUUUGGACAGACAAUCUCCAAGCCUGUCCAGACAAUCUUCCUCCAUCGAGAGAUCCGUGAAGAUAAACAUCGAAAGUCCCAAAGGAGUCGAAGAGGCUACGUCGAGGAGAAGAUUGACUUUGCCCAUGGCGAACGUUGAUCAGAUCUCGCAAGAGGGACUCAAGACACCCACUUACGAGGACGUGUUAUCAGGAACGACGGUGAAUCCCAUCAGACGAUCCAGCAUCGCGAGUGCCGCGAUCUGCUCCAGUUUGGCCACGAGUUUGGUCAGCGCUUGUCCAGGUAUUCCCAACUGCUUGCUGCCUUCAAACGACGAACACUCAACGGUUAACGAGAACUGUGGAAAAGGUGGACUCAAACUGAAAUUGCCCUUCCUCCGUCUUCACAUACCCGAACACCAGUCGUCCACCGGUUGGAACGACGAGGACGAUCGCGAGGAUCAUCAUUCCUAUUACCACCACCACCACCAUCACCAUCACCAUCAUCACGCGUUCCCGUAUUUUCAUGUACCCACCAUCACCUUCACCGCGUCAGCUGCUGAUGGCGAAACAGGGCGGAAGUUCAACUUUGGAAUACGCAAACACUCGCAGACGACCUUGCACCGGACGGACUCGAUGGUAUCGCUCUGCUACCGAUCUCUCGCCAGCUAUAUCACAGAUGACAACCUCGCUGGUCUCCAGAACUUCCUCGAAAGCAAAAGAGUCCUGGUCGAUGAUCGAGACGAGAAUGGUAGCACAGCCCUCAUCCUCGCAUCAACUAAGGGGAAGAUACACUUCGUACGGGAGCUCAUCAAUCAUGGAGCAGAUGUCAACGCUGAAGACGGGGACAACUGGACAGCGUUGCUUUGCGCUGCCAAGGAAGGCCACACCGACGUCUGCCUCGAAUUACUCGAACAUGGCGCUGAGUUGGAACACAGAGACAUGGGAGGGUGGACGGCACUUAUGUGGGCGACGUACAAGGGUAGGUCGCCGACGGUGACGAUGCUGCUAGCGCGAGGAGCUGACGUCAAUGCACAUGGAAAUUUUCAUAUACCCUCCUUGUUAUGGGCCGCGGGCAGGGGUUACCCUGACAUUGUUAAAGAUCUCAUUGCUCAUGGUGCUAAGGUUAACGUUGGCGAUAAGUAUGGCACUACAGCGUUGGUGUGGGCGUCGCGUAAAGGAAAUGUAGAAAUUGUAGAUACUUUCUUAAAAGCUGGUGCUAAUGUUGACACUGCUGGAAUGUAUUCGUGGACCGCUCUUCUCGUGGCUACCCUUGGUAAUCACGUGGACGUCGUGCUGCUACUUUUGGAGUACAAACCAAACGUGAACGCUUUGGAUAAGGAUGGAUGCACGGCUCUAGCGAUAGCAUGUCGAGAAGGACAUCACGAGAUAGCAAACGCGCUUUUAAACGCUGGUGCUUACGUAAACAUACAGGACAGAGCUGGAGAUACGAACUUAAUUCAUGCUGUAAAAGGCGGUCAUAGAGGAGUGGUUGAAUCUCUUUUAAAGAAGUAUGCCGACGUCGACAUCGCCGGAAAGGAUAAGAAAACCGCAACUUACAUAGCAGUAGAAAAAGGCAAUAUACCGAUAUUAAAAUUGUUACUAAACGCUAACCCAGACUUGGAGAUCGCGACGAAAGACGGCGACACACCGCUACUGCGGGCAGUUAGGUCGCGCAACGCUGAAAUCGUGCAAUUACUGCUGGACAAGAAAGCCAAGGUCUCUGCAACCGACAAAAAGGGCGACACGGUGCUUCAUAUAGCUAUGAGAGCAAGAUCGAAAGCUAUCGUCGAAAUACUAUUGAGAAAUCCGAAAAAUAGUCAGCUACUUUACCGUCCAAAUAGGCAAGGCGAAACCCCGUACAACAUUGACAUUAAUCAUCCGAAAACCAUUCUCGGGCAAAUAUUUGGAGCGCGACGCCUUAAUACCAACGAAGACAAUGAAAAUAUGCUUGGUUACGACUUGUACAGUAGCGCUUUGGCGGAUAUUCUCAGCGAACCAUCCCUUUCGACACCUAUAACCGUUGGUCUUUAUGCAAAGUGGGGCUCUGGAAAGUCUUUCUUGUUAAACAAGUUGAGAGAGGAAAUGAAAAACUUCGCUCGUCAGUGGAUAGAUCCUGUAUUCCAAUUCUCUUUCUUACUUUUCGUAGUAAUAUCUCACGUAUCGUUAUUAGCGGGUAUCACCAUAGGUCUUGCUCUACAGUCGUGCAUCGUUGGUCUCGUCUUUGGUAUAUGUCUUAUUUUCAUUAUGUACGCUUUUUUGAUACUUAUCUGGUAUGCUAACAAAAGAUACGAUUGGUAUUGGCCGUACAAUUUUACCGUUGCUCUGACUACAAAAUUAAAUUCGUUAAAGCUAUUGCUGCAAGUGAUUUUUUGUCAUCCACCCGGUGGUCAAGUUCACGAUAGCGUGACUGUUCAGCCAAUCAAAUUUUACUUUACCGAUCAAACUCGAGUGGGCACAACCGCCGCUGGAGAAAACGCAGUAGUACAAAUGGUGGGAUCACUUUACGAUUCCAUCGAAAACGAUUUUGGUUCUCUGUCCACGAGAUUGUACAGAGCGUUCCGACCAAAGCCUGAUAAAUCCACCACAACCUGGAAGUGGAGACACCUUUGUUGUCUACCGUACAUAGUCAUAUUCGAGUUCUGCUUUUGCAGUUUACUCGUUGGCAUUUCUGUGCUUACCGUCUAUCUAAUCGACAUCUCUAGCAACGAGAAAACAAUAGAGGAAGGUGCGGCACACAUAAUUAUGAUAACUGUUGCCUUAAUACUAGCUGUCAGUGUAAUAGCAAAUUUAUACACGUGGAGUCGGACUUUGCAAGCGCUUGUCUUCUCUCAAAGGCGACACCUUCAACGCAGCAUCUCCAAAUUGGAGACUUUAAAAAGCGAGGGGUUCAUACAAACGCUAAGAAGCGAAGUCGGUUUAAUGACGGAUAUGGUGAAAUGUUUAGAUAGUUUCAUGGCUCAACAAAGUAGAUUAGUAGUAAUCGUGGAUGGUCUGGAUAGCUGCGAACAAGACAAAGUGUUACUAGUUUUAGAUGCUAUACAAGCACUAUUUAGCGAUAAUGGUUAUCCGUUUGUUGUAAUACUAGCGAUUGAUCCGCAUAUCAUUGCUAAGGCAGUGGAAGUCAAUAGUAGAAGGUUAUUCACAGAGUCGAAUAUCGGAGGGCACGAUUACUUGCGCAAUAUGGUACAUCUUCCAUUUUAUUUGCAAAAUAGUGGUUUACGGAAGGUGAAGGUUGCUCAACAAACUGCCCAACAUAGCAGAAAAACCGCGUGGACUGAAGCCGAGGAGAGUGUUAAUUACACUGCUACUAGUACAAUGCAUCAUUCUGUUUCUAAUAGGAGGCUCAGUACAGAGUCUGGUAUAAUGAACAGUAACGAAAAACUGAAACCGCAAAGUAGAAAGGGUAGUAGGAAAUUGCGAUUAAGCGAGUCGAUAGCCAGCAGCAUUGGUAGCAAUUUAAAUCGACUAGGCGGUGCGCAGGACCUUAAUAAAAUGCUUCUCACCGAUGACUACUUUAGCGACGUAAACCCACGUAGCAUGAGGAGAUUAAUGAACGUUGUUUAUGUCACUGGGAGGUUGUUAAAAGCAUUCCAAAUUGAUUUUAAUUGGUACCACUUAGCCAGUUGGAUCAAUAUCACCGAACAAUGGCCGUUCAGAACAUCUUGGUUGAUUCUCCAUUACGAUAUGUAUGAAGAGAGUUUAGAUGAUACCAUGUCGUUAAAGAGUCUUUACGAUAAGAUACGCCCCCAAAUACCAGUACUUAAAGAAGUCCAGCCUCUUUUAGAGAUGGAUAGAGACGAACGCAAGUUGGACAUUUUCCUGACUUUCCAUCGUUCCAGCUUACUCAUUAGCGAUAUGAAGAUAUUUUUGCCGUUUACGAUUAAUCUCGAUCCUUACAUUAAAAAGAAAAUCAAAGAAGAGCAACAAAGUAUAGAAGAAGAAGCAGGACUCGUGCCGUAUAAACAGUACAGCCCUUGGACUAUGCACGGUGGUGGCCAGGAUCAAUGGAAUACGAGUAAAACUGCUUCAACGAAUCGCACCAUGAAAUUAACCAAAAUACCGAGUUUGCAAGGAUACGCACCACCAGUGCCAUCGACUGCGUCAUGGUACAUGCCACCUUCGUUCGAUUGGCAAACUCCACCUUGGGUACAAGCUCCUCCUAUGGAACCCACGAUUAAACCUCUUUCCGCAACUACAACUCUACCGUCCGAGAUUUUGGAGAUGAGACUUUCGUCUCUAUCGGUGAACGGUGUUUGCGAUCUGAUCGAUAGAAUCGAAAGUUUAAAUCACAAUCAAGCACCACAGUACAAAAAUGUUAUCAAGGAAAAUAAUAUUAAUGGCAGAGUCUUGCUACACUGUGACAUACAAGAGUUAAAAAAGGUCCUCAAAAUGGCUUUUGGAGAUUGGGAACUGUUCCGUAUGGUGAUUGCGUCGCUUAGAGAAUUAGAACUGUCGUCGUUUACCACGCACGAAGAAGGCCCCCGCAGCGUGCGAUUCACAGUAGGGUCGGAACAAAUUCAACGGAAAGACCUUCCCUUACAAAGCAAUUCCGUUCGCGUGCCUGUGCUGGCUGAAAAAGAAAAGGGAAUAUCGAGAACCGACGGUCCUCCUAGACGAGAACAAACUAAACAGUCCAUUAUGGAGAAACAAGUAACCUUGGAAGAACAAAUGAUUUGCGGAGCACUGCAGACUUUAAACGAAGAAGCUUGCGAAGAUGUAUUAGACGUACCAUCUCCGGCAGUGGUACCAACAGACUCACUUUCAGGAGUUGGUCCAGCGACACCUCAGGACACGGAAUACGUGAUUCUUCAGUCCAAUCCUCUUCUGCACUGGGUUCCAGUCAACGACGAGCCAGAGACAUCAGAUGACAGCUCGCUAGAAUCCACGGUUCAUCUUCAGCGCACGAAUUCUCAGCGUAGCAUCGCAUCUCAACUUAGCACAAGAUCGGUCUGCUCGUUUGGACACAAAGGUCCGAGAAAAGACGGGGGCAACGCCAACUCUAGCAGACCUUCUUCUCUGUUCGUGUCUCCGCCACCUUCGCCUAGACCUGCUUUCAGGUCCAAGUCAACAGACGAGAAUUACGCGACGAACAACAUACCUCUGAAGCCCACUAUCUCGACGCCUAUCAGAAAACGACGGUCCACGUCAACAUUGAACGAGGAUAUAGCCGUGUCAACGUCAGUUCCAAACUCCAGCUUGGAGAAGUUAACAAAGUUGAAGGACCGUCUAAUGGGAACGUUGCCAACUUCGUCUGCACCUGGGGAAAGCGAGGACGAGUCCACGCCGUUGGUUUCCGAAUUGUCCACCCCGACUCAUUCUCAAUCCGACAGCGUGUUCAAACACGAUUGCAGCGAGGAAAAUAGUAGCUCUAUCUCGUCCAAUAAAAGUUUACCCCGAGACGGAGAGCGAUGCGCUGACGUUGAUUAUUCCGACACGGUUAGCCUAAUGGUGAGGGAACAAUCUCUGAAUAUGCGUUUCCUCUCGCGACAGGACGCAGAAGAGUGGGACAAUCCAGAAACACCUGUCUGAUAUCUUAUAUUACACAAUUGACAACGAGUCUCUUGGUGAUACGCAAUAAUGUGUGAUAGGUAGACUGCGGAUGUUUAUGCAAAUCCAUAUAUCAGUAGAGUGAAGUCAUAAAAUUUUACCCUGUAUUUUGCCAUAUACAUACGCUCUUCACAUAUGCAUUCUAUACUGUUUAUGCGUAAACAUUCGCAGCCUGGUGAUAUGUAUACGGGUGAAUUGUUACUCUUAAGUAAAACAAAGUAUUUAAAUCGAGGUUUGUGAUAAAUUUCCAGAGGUAAUAGGUUAAGUUAUCGGUUCGAUUGUGCUUUGUAAAUAGUAAAUAGGCGAUAUUGUCUCCCUUUUAGGAAAACAUUCGAAGGUGUUCAUGCAUCCCCAUACAAUGAGUUCUGCUGUACGAUACAUGUCCAUAAUAUUCAAGCAAUUCGAUACCAAAGUACUUAAUGGGAAGUAUCGAAAGGUAUCAAAGUUUCAGGGUCUUGAGUAUCAAGUUUCAAUGUAGUUUGAUACGAAAUGAUACUUCGUUAUCUGGUAUUCGUAGUGCUACCAUGAAAGCUCCAUCGCUAAUUACGAAUAAUGUAAAGAGUGUAAAGUAACUUGAUUGUAAAAUACUUGAUUUUUGUGGGUAUACUGAGCAAAUGACAUUCCUUGAUAAUUUUAACGCAUUUAACGAUGCAAGCGUUAUCAGUUCUUUCUUAUGCGACUGAUAUCGAAGCGGAGAGUGUUUCUUUUAUUAUAUUAUAAACGUUUGGGUGUCGAGACAUUGAUUAGUCAAUUUGUAAAUAUGGUUAAAACUGUAACUUGAAAACAAACGAAUAAAUAUUAAAAUAUUUUAAAA
This is a messenger RNA of Hylaeus anthracinus, 7737 nucleotides long. It is a transcript of the gene Arms, whose product is annotated as kinase D-interacting substrate of 220 kDa. Gene Ontology annotation, molecular function: protein binding. The transcript has 22 exons. The coding region runs from base 240 to 6905 and encodes 2221 amino acids. The record is from RefSeq and is a predicted model, not a curated record. Lineage: Eukaryota; Metazoa; Arthropoda; Insecta; Hymenoptera; Colletidae.